AUGGCGGGGCGGUCGAAGGCGACGGUCAGAGGCGACGGGCGGUGGCUUGGUGCUGUGGUGCUGCCGUCUCUCUCGGCUAAUGUGUGCAGUUCAACUAUCCCUCUUGGUAUGAAGAAUAGGCACUCAUCAUUAUCAGUAUUGGAACUCGUCCAGACGCACAGUCCAUGCGCUGACGAGAAGCAGCUCAUGAAUCCAAGAAAACCAACCACACAUGAUGUUGCUCGCACUCCUGUCAGCCCUGCCGAUUCCACGGGCAAAUUCCAAUUUUACAUCGACCACAUCGUCACCAUGGGCUUCGGCACGCCAGAGAAAAUGAUGUCCCUCAUUUUGGACACCAGCAGCGACCUGACGUGGAUUCAAUGCAACACGUGCCCCAAUAAGACGUGCCGUAAACAGGAAGGCUCAUUAUUCAACCCCUCCAUGUCCAGUUCCUACUCCCACAUCCCCUGCAAAUCAACUCAAUGCUCUAUCAUGGAACCCGACACCCCUUCUGGCCCCAUCUGCUCCAAAACUGGCAAUUGCAUCUACGAUCUCACAGACAGCGAUGGCAAUGAAAUUAAAGGCGACUUCAGCAGGGACACACUUACAAUUGCACCAAACAUUUUAGUCCAUGAUUUCAAGUUCGGUUGUACCUAUUCUACUAAAGGAACGUUUGGACUUGAAGCUGGAUUAUUGGCCCUCGGCAGAUCCAACACGUCCAUAGUUUCCCAAACUGCUAAUAAAUUUAAUCAAUGUUUCUCCUACUGCUUCCCUUCCAGCUCAUCCUCCAAAGGCUUCCUGACACUCGGAAAAGAUAACAGUUUUACCAAAAUAUUUACCCCUUUGAUUAUUAGAUCAGAAUACCCAUAUAUGUAUUUCAUCAACAUUAUCGCAAUAUCGGUGGACGGCCGCGACAUAAAAUACAACCCAAAUGCUUUCUUGAGCUCUGGAAACACCUACAUAGACUCGAGCAUAGCCAUCACCGAACUCCCAUCUGCUGUAUAUAAUCCGUUCAGCACCGAAUUCAGGUGGCUUAUGCUCAACAAAUACAGAUACAAGAAGGCAAAACCGCCGUCUGAUGGCUCAUCCCUCGACAUUUGUUUUGUUCCUCAUAAAACAAAUAAUUCUAUCCCAUCUGUGUCAUUCACCUUUAAGAAUAACGUGAAAGUCAAUUUGGAUUUUUUCGGGAUAGUUAGAGUUUACAACGCAUCGCUAAUGUGCCUUGCGUUCACCAGCGUUGACGAUAAUAUGGCUACUUUCGGCAUUACGCAGCAGAAAACAUUCGAGGUAGUGUACGAUGUUGGCGGCCAUAAAUUAUGGUUCAUCCCAAAUAGGUGUUAA
This is a messenger RNA of Striga hermonthica, 1320 nucleotides long. The record is from the annotation of a GenBank genome assembly. NCBI's taxonomy places the organism in Eukaryota, Viridiplantae, Streptophyta, Magnoliopsida, Lamiales, Orobanchaceae.